AUGAAAGGUUUUAUUGUUUUAUGCUUGGUUGUUUCAUGUUUAGCUAACCAAUGCAAAUGUGAAUUAGUAGAAGAGGAUGGAACAAAAAGUGAGUCUUAUAAAUGUAAUAGAGUUGAAGAUUUUAGUGCAAGUGAAUGUAUUAUCUUUACUUCUCUUGAAAGUGUUGUUGGAUUACCUAACAAUGUAAAAGAAUUAGUUAUUAGUGUUGAUGAAAUUUCAAUUCAAUUAACAGAAAGUUGUCAUAUUGAAAAGUUAUUAUUUGAAGACUUUAGUACAGAGGCUAUCUUUAAAGGUGAUGGAUAUCUUAGUAUUGAUGUAAUUACUUCAGAAAAUCCAGUAUUAAUAUCUACUUCAAUUUCAAUGGAUAUAACAAACUCUGAUAAUACCAUAACAAUUAAAGAAUUAACUAUGUUAUCAAAUGGUUAUCUUUCUAUCAAAGGAAAUUAUGAGAUACAAUUACUUAUUAUAAAAGCAACAGAAUUUAUUAUUUAUGUUGAAAAGAAAGGUACAAUCAAAACUCUUGACACAAAACAACUAGAUCUUUCUGAUCAAAAUAUUGAUAUUUGUUUAAUAAAGUCAUUAACACAUGAAUUUCCUGAAUUACAACUUCCAGUUAAUUUAAAAGGAUUUGAACUUAAAAAGUGUUGUGCAGAAAAUGAGAUUCACUUAAAGAAAGAAGAUGCUCAAGUUCGAUGUACUAUUAUUAUGUGUUCAUUAGGAAAGGUAUUAGAACCAAGUAACUGUUUUGAGAUACAAGAGAAAAGUCAAGAAGAUAUACCUAUUUCUAUUACUCUUACACAGGAAUAUGAUAUUAACAAAAUUAAGAAUAAAAAGAUUUAUCAAUUAGUUAUACCAGAAGAACUUCAUACUGAAAUUGAUGGAAGUUUAUUUGAAGCAGAAGAAAUUAUAGUACAAGGAGAAAGUACACUAAAAGGAAAAUUUAAUAGUAUUGUUGCUAAUUCAGUAGAACUUGUUUCGGCUGAAGUUAAUAAACUUAAUAUUAUUGGUAAAGUAACUUUUGAUAAUGUUAAACUUACAGGAUUUAUUGACUUAACUGAUUCACAAGUAAUAAUUAAUGGAGUAACAACAUUUGAGCGUGCACAAAUUAUUGCAUCAUCUGUUAAUAUUUUUUUAAAUAAUAAAGGAAGUAUUUUUAUGGAUGAUAGUAAAAUGAUGUUAUCAUCUGGUGUUAUUUAUGGUAGUUAUGAAAGUACAUUUAAAGAAUGGAUUAUUACUAAUUCUAAAGUUGAAAUAGAAGGAGUUGUUGAUAUUAAUUUUGAUGGUGGACAUGAUGACCUUUGUAAACAAAUUAUUCACUUAUCAAGUUCUGAUAUUUCUUUUUCAAUAACAUCACAUGGUAAUUCAAAAUCAUCAUUAGUAUUAGAUACUUCUAAAACAGGAUUAUAUGCUUGUUAUGAAUAUAAUAAUAAACCAAUUUAUACUUUAGAAAAUUGUAAAACAAAUAAAAAUCAAUUAAUAUUACCUGAUGACACUACUUGUACUUGUGAUUCAUUAUAUUGUAACUAUAUUGUUGAAGGUAAAUCUAUUCAAAUUACUGAAGAUAUAGGUGGAAUAGAAGGUAGUGAUUUAACAAUUAAGGCUAAUGGAAUAAGUAUUGAUCAAUUGGUUUGUUUUGGAGAAUGUACAUUAGUUGGAGAUUUUGUUGUUAGAAAUAUUAAACAACAAUCAGGAUCAUUAAAUAUUAAAGGUCAAAUAUUAAUUAAUACAAUUAAUGUUCUAGAAGGGUCUACAAUAAUUAAAGUAUAUCCAUUAGCAAUUUUAACAUUAGAAACACAAGUCAUUGAAAAUACUAAAAUUUUUGUCCAAAAUAGAGGAUCAUUAGAAUUAACUACAAAUAAUUUAAAACAUUCAUUAAUCGAAAUUGAAGAAACUGGAUUAGCUGUUGUCUAUGAUUCAAAUCUUAUUAUUUCUUCAUCAGUUAUUUCUUUAUCUAAUGUUAAUCAUAAUGCUUUUGCAUUAGGUCCAGGAAAAGGAUUAGGAACUGAUUUCAGACCAACAAGUUCUACUAUUUCAUUUUCUCAAGACUCAUUAAUUGUUAUUAGAGGAGAAGUAACUGAUGAAGCUUAUUUAGUUUAUGGACCUAAAGGAAGUAUUCUUAAUGUACCACAAGUUAAAUACGUUAUUAAUGAACAACUGUUUGAUAUUAAAUCCCGUAUUAAAUGUGGAACUUAUAUCGUUGCUAAUGCAUUUAAAGAUGAUGUUGUAUGUCCCAAACAACCAUUUAAUUUGAGAGGAGUUAAUGUAGUAUUGGUACCAAAAAAAUGGAAUAGAAACCAAUCAUAUUUAAUGAUGUUGAUGUUUUCUUUUAUAGGAACAUCAGGGUUAUUAGUAGUAUUAUUUAUUAUCUAUUCACUAAUUAAAGCCUCUCAUAUUGGUAAUUUGAAAAUAAACUAA
Messenger RNA from Entamoeba dispar SAW760, 2415 nucleotides. RefSeq lists its product as uncharacterized. The record is from RefSeq and is a predicted model, not a curated record. Lineage: Eukaryota; Evosea; Mastigamoebida; Endamoebidae. The transcript is spliced from 2 exons. Bases 1 to 2415 code for a protein of 804 amino acids.